Molecule: messenger RNA, 4695 nt
Organism: Folsomia candida
Lineage: Eukaryota; Metazoa; Arthropoda; Collembola; Entomobryomorpha; Isotomidae
Product: transcriptional coactivator YAP1-A
Exons: 10
Coding region: 951-2354 (467 amino acids)
Biological process (GO): hippo signaling; positive regulation of transcription by RNA polymerase II
Cellular component (GO): cytoplasm; nucleus
Molecular function (GO): transcription coactivator activity; protein binding
Source: RefSeq, a predicted model, not a curated record
CUACUGGGAAGAAGGAGAAGACGAAGAAAAAGAGUGAAUGCACAGAAUAAUAUGAGUAUAUACACACGUACAAAAGUGUGUAAGAGGAAUGCACUUCUUCUUUAACACCAACAUCAUCUCUUACAAUAUGUAUAUACGUAUCUUACGGUCUCUGAAACAGGGAGAGUUUGGUUCCAUCAUCACGAUCAUCGUGUAAGUGAAGGUACAUAGAGCUACAUCAUCUCAAAAAGAUAUCCUCCGUCCAAAACCAAGUUAACUUUUAACUAUUAGUUAACAACGAAGCCAAAUGUAUAAUAAGUAAGUAGUGAGUCUGUCUCCUGUGAGUUUAGUUACUACUCCUGUUAAAAGCCUCCGGUUACACGUAUUGUCUAUGCUCACAUACAUAUUCCUAUUCGUGUAAAGCAGCAGUAGUGAAGUGAAUUGAAUAAGUUUUGAGAGUUAUUAGGGGCUGGGUUAGUUGGGUGGUUUUACUGGAUCCCAGUCACUAUUCAGUCCUCAGCCAGUCCGCCCAUCACAAUAGUUGCACGACGACGACGACGACGACGACGAUGAUGAUUAUAUUACUAACUUUAUAAUACUUUUGUUUAACGAUUUUUGCAAUAUUUUGGACCAUCUUUAUAAGCUGCCGAUAAUUCAAAUGAGUGUGGUUCUUCUUUGUGACCUUAUAAUAAUAACGUAGUAGUGCCCUCAAGUAUUUUUGAGACGUGGUGAAGGUGGUCGUGGUGGUGAGACGAAGAGUAGUGAACAAAGUGAGAUUCUCAUUAGAGAAAGAAAGAGAAAGAAGGGUAUCUAAUUUGCAUAAUUAUUAACUCCAAGUUGUAAGGUUUUCUCUCUCCACUGCUGCUGGAAUUGUGCAAUGAAACCGAGUGUCAGUUCGGUUAAGAAGAAUUAUCGCCAUACAUAAUUUUAGUGAUUAAGAAUCAGGACUCUCGGGAGAAUUCUGCUGCAAAAUGGCAACAGGUGGAUCCGGAGGUGGACUUCCGAACGGACAGUCACACAAAAACCAAGUCAUUCACAUCAGGGGUGACUCUGACUCCGAAUUGCAAGCUCUUUUCGACUCUGUCCUUGCACCAAAUGCAAACCGACGACCGAAACAAGUACCUUUAAGAUUGAGAAAUUUACCCGACUCUUUUUUCAAUCCACCCUCCAUCGGGUCAAAGUCUCCGUCCUGCAGUGUCAGUCACUCGAGGGAAAACUCGGUCGACUCGACGCUCAACCCCGUCAGGAGUCCACUUUCCACUGCGGGGGCAAGUCAUUCUCGAGCACACAGUUCUCCAGCCACUUUGGAGCAGACUUAUUCCGUGGCAGCCGCCCUGCCCGGACUUUCUCUUUCUCAGUCAGGCAGCGCAAAUAACCUUUCCGAUGACCCCUUGCCACCCGGAUGGGAACAAGCUUGCACUCCGGAAGGCCAAAUCUACUUCAUCAAUCAUAUCACCAGAAGUACAACGUGGGAAGAUCCUCGCAAAGCACAAACUCAGCAAAUUUUGGCUGCAAUUGGCAACGGAACUGGUUCACUUUCAUCCCAAGCUAAUCAUUCUGGAAAUGUGAUCCAAGCCGUGGGGUCGGCAGUUGGACCACUUCCGGAAGGAUGGGAACAAGCAAUCACUCCCGAGGGCGAAAUCUACUUUAUUGACCAUAUGAAUAGAACAACGUCCUGGUUCGAUCCUCGAAUACCGAUGCACUUGCAGCGACCUCAAGUAUUGCAACACCAAAUCAACGCGGCAGCUCUCGCGCAAGCAAGCGCCUUGGCCGCAGCUUCAGCAGCAGCUAUUUCAGCCAGUUCAAACGUCAAUACCGCUGUGACCUCCGCCGCUGGGACAGCCUCCCUUCUUAACAACAAUACCAGCAUCCAACUUUCCAGGCAGCAAGAAGUGAGACUUCAACAGCUUCAGUUGGAACGAGAACGUCUCAAGCUUCGUCAGCAAGAAAUCAUGCAGCAAAUGGAGAAGGAACAGGCUCGUUUACGUCAGCAAAAUAGACUUCAGCAAAUGGAGGAUGGUGAAAUAGAUCCCUUCUUGGGCGGAUCAAUGGUCAAUCCCUCCACUCCCAGCUCCGAUUUCCACAGUCGCCAAGAAUCUGCCGAUUCAGGUCUGGGCAUGGGAAACUCGUACUCGUUGCCAAACACACCAGAAGAUUUCCUUUCCAACAUGGACGACAACAUGGAUACAAUAAGCGAAUCCAUUGACGCACCUGACAUCGGAACCUUGGGGAACGACAAUGUGGAAUCCACGGAUGACCUAGUUCCUUCUUUGGACAUUUCGGAAUUGAAUUCAGAACUGUCCAACGAACUCUUGGACGAAAUGCAGACGAUCAUGAACUCUAGCAGGUCUGACAACACCAUGACAUGGCUAUGAUGUCCCGACUUGAGAACUAUUUUGAAUAAUCGUUAUUAUUUUAUUUUAUUCGCUCUCCUCGUUAUUUCGAUUUGUUUCUCUCCGACUCAUCAUGUUUAUGAAACUUAUUAUCUUGUCUCUGUUAUUAAUUAAGUUAUCACCCCGUCCACUUUUACUAUUCCCACAGGUAUACUUAAAAAUACUUUAAUGAUAAUAGCGAUAAUGAUCAAUCAACAUUUCGGCAUACGCCACAAUAGUAAAACAUACUUACUUACUUCAAGGAGGUAUUGACGAGCUCUCAAAUUUUUGACAUCUUCACUCUUAGCUGCAAGUUAUCAUUUGCCAUAAUGACUUACAUUAAGUAGUUUCAAGUACAAAAAUGCUGCAAUAUUUAUAUAAAUGAUGGGUACAUAGGAUUACGCCCAUUUGAUUACUAAAGUGAUGAAUGUAAUCGUGUUUAGCAGGAAUUUAUUAGCGAUUUAUUUAAAACAUCGUCAUUUUUUCAAAUUCAAGGGUAGAGAUUGUUGUGAUAACGAAGAAAUUAUUGGCCUUAUUGUUUUGUGUAAAAGAAGAACUUGAUACUAAAUUGUAUUCCUGUGCGUCUCAAAUGCUUAAAUGAGUUUGUUUUUUUGAUUAAUUUUAUUUAGCGGAUAUAAACUUAUAACCACGUGUUUCUAAUUUUUGUAAAUGAAUUUCCCCUCGUAAGGUUGAUUAUUAUGUUUAAAUUUCGACUUAAUUAUAACCAAGUUGUUAUCAUCAGUUCUAUUUUAUUGCGUUCAAGACAUAAAGGCAGGACAUGUAUUGAUUGAUACGUUGGUAAUCCUACGUCUUCCAUGAUGUGUAAAUAUAUAAUAUCCAAGGGUAUCGGAGGUAUUUAUUGUUAUUAUUUCGGGUCUUACGUGAUUUUGAUAUUUAAAAGUUUUAAUCUAAUGUUUUGCGAGGUUACAUAACUGCAUUUUUGGCUUGGGUGAAAGCAGGGAACGUGUGCCGUCCGAUCUGAAUGACAAUGAUAAAUCUGGUGUAGUUUUUGUACUAGAUGUACUAUUAUGGAUUGAAAUAUAUAUAUACCCCUUUUUACGCAAUAGAUUAUUUAGGUAUUUAGCUAAUGAAAUGCCCAUUAAUCUUUUUUAAAAAGUUAUGACUUUAUCCCGAGAGAAUUUCGUACAGUUUACGAUUUAGAAGAAAGCUUUGCUGUUUUGCAACACAAACAGAAGAAUUUCUUUGCUCCUGUCAAAUUUUCGAACAUCAAUUAUCAACAAAAGUACCAGUCUUUCAUGACAAAAGAGGUUACAAAUUAAAAUCAUGAAGAGCAAUUUAAAAUCAUUAUUUACUAAGCAAGAAAUAAUAUAAUGUAUUAAGGAACACACAAUUUGUGAUAGAUACAUGCAAUAGAGGCAAUAAUACGAUGAUGAUAAAACCCUUAUAAUAGCAAUACUAAUAGUACAUGUACUGGGAAGAAAUUGUUAAUUCAUACAUUUAUUUUUCGUGAUAAGUGUAUACAAAUGACCUUCUGACAUACAUAAUUAGUUGCAGUAAAUAUUUAUUGGAAACGCAUUUGGCGAAAAGCAAAAAGUGCCUUCAAAUUCGAAACAGUUUUAACCAGACUUGAUGAUAAUGAUAAAAAAAUAAACAAUACACUUAUAUUUUCCGUGACCCGAUGCAAUAUGAAAUGAGCUCUGAAACUGACUCGUCCAUGAAAUGAUUGCUUAUAUAACAUAAAAAAAUCGCAUUGUAAACUUUGCUACUUAAUCAAUCUACCUUAUUUCAUUAAUGUUAUUUACUAUUAAUAUUUUAGAAUCGCGUGCAUACCUCGAUCCAGCUUAAAUAGAGUAAUCUUAAACUUUUAGAUUUUAGAAGACUGAUGCUCAUGUUCAUAGUAAAAAUAUGAAUUUAUGCAAGUGAAACAGAUAAAAUGAAUGGCCGUCCGUUACGUUAUAAAUAUUUAGGAAUCAAUCAAGAUACAUUUGUGUAAUGAAAGAAGAGCUAUAUUAAACUGUAAUAAGCUUAAAUGAUUUAUACUUUUGUUUGCUAUUGUUAUUAUUAUUGUAAUUUGUGUAAAGUUUUACUAUAUAUGAAAAGUACUGUUGAUUGUAUAAUUGAUGCAUUACGGAAAUAUUUGAGACUUGAUCGGAAAGUGCAACAUAUUGUCGAGACGCGUGCAGAAGCAGGUUCUGCAAAAUUCACAAAGUGCCUUUGAUUGUGGGGUUUUACGGAGUUAUAGCUGAAUAUAAUUAUUAUUGUUAGUGUAGCUGGAAACUUGGGUAAUACACUGGCUUAUAAUUUAUAGGCUUAGGUUUGUAACUGUAUCUGUUAAUUGUUACACCUAAACAUAAUAGUUUGUAAUAAAAUGGUGGAAAUUGAA